UGCACUUGCUAAACUGAAGCUAUACGGUUUACUUCUAUUGGGAAUAGCACAUUACUAAAUGUUAAUCCAUUCGUAAGAUUGAAACACUUCAAUUAGUGGUUUCGCAUUUUCUCAUUCUUUUUGAGGUUGUGAGAGAUCAUGUCAAGGUAGAGGUAACGUUAGACUGCAUUCCGUAGGUUGGUUAACACCAAGAGCACCCCCCCACUAGUCCAAAUGAAAAGAAGCGGCGCGUACAGGUUCUUGUCGGUAUUCUCUUGCUUUUUUGUUUUCGCCUUCUUGUUUUUGUUUUGGUAUUUUGUGGUUUAUUCAAUGGUGCACGCUCCUUGAAAUGCAUACUACACGUCAGAUAAGCUAAUGUUGUUAGCCACAACUUGGCUGUCAUCCAGACUUCCCAGACUGCACUGCUUUAUUUAUACGACGCUCCGGUCACAUGUUCUCAACAAGGAAGUGAUACUUUUGUUUGGUUAAAUUAGCCUAUUAGUACAUUUUCAAUGGCGUCCAGCUCUGGUGAAGCCGGGUCUUCUCCAGUGGAUGCAAAGUUGCAGUUUGCUCCCUUCUGCAGCGCUUUGGAGGCAGGCUUCUGGCACCAACUCACUCAGAAAAAACUAAAUGACUACCGGCUGGAUGAAAGCCCGAAAUGUAUCAAAGGCUACUACUAUAAUGGUGACCCAAUCAGCCUGCCUACACGUCUCACUUUAGAGUUCAGUGCAUUUGAUGUGGAUGGAAAAACCCCAGCGCGCUGCUGUCCAGCUGUAGGAACUCUGUACAACACCAACACCCUGGAUGCCUUCAAGACCACUGAUAAGAAAGGUCUGCUGGAGAAACAGGCUCAAGAGAUAUGGGAUGCGAUUCAGUCUGGGGCUGCGAUGAAGGACCCUUCAGUUCUCUGCAAAUUCCUUCUGCUCACCUUUGCUGAUUUGAAGAAAUACCAUUUCUACUAUUGGUUCUGCUUCCCUGCACUCUGUUUCCCCGAGGGGAUAAAGAUUCUGCAGCAGCCCUCUCUUCUGCAAGACGUUUUCUCUGCUAAACAGAUCGAAGCCCUGCAGGGGGCCUACGACGGUCUGUGCAGUCAGAGUGGGACCACCGCGGUGCCCUACUUCCUGGUCAGGUACACAGACGAAGGCGUGCAGGUUGCUCCCCUGGCCGAGUGGGAAACCUUCCUGACCGAUAAGAAGAAGGUUACAGUGGGCGUCUAUGAUCCAUGCACUCUGUCCCAACAUCCGGGGUGGCCUCUGAGGAACCUCUUGAUCCUACUGGCUUACCAAUGGGCUUCUAAGGUGGACAAGGUGGAGGUGCUGUGCUUCAGGGACAGAACACUUCAGGGCAGCCGAUCCAUUCAGCAUAGCAUCAUCUUCCAAGUCCAACUUCCUGAGGUGCCCCACAACUCAGUGUGUCCCAAGAGCGUGGGUUGGGAAAAGAACGCAAAGAACGCCAUGAGUCCCAGGAUGGUGAACCUCAGCGAAUGUAUGGACCCCAAAAGGCUUGCGGAGUCCUCGGUGGACCUCAACUUGAAGCUCAUGCGAUGGAGGCUGGUUCCUUCCCUGGAUCUAGACAAGGUGGUCAGCACCAAGUGUCUGCUGCUCGGGGCUGGGACUCUGGGCUGCAACGUAGCCAGGACUCUCAUGGGAUGGGGUGUACGUCACAUCACAUUUGUCGACAACGCAAAGAUCUCCUACUCCAACCCGGUCAGGCAGCCUUUGUACGAGUUUGAGGACUGCCUUGGAGGGGGCAAAUCCAAAGCAACGGCAGCGGCCGAUCGACUCACCAAAAUCUUCCCAGGAGUGAACACCCAGGGCUACAACAUGAGCAUCCCCAUGCCGGGCCACCCGGUGGACUUCUCUGCCGAGACGCUAGCACAGGCCCAGAAGGACGUGGAGCAGCUGGAGAAGCUGGUUUCCCAGCACGACGUGGUCUUCCUGCUCAUGGACACUAGGGAGAGCCGCUGGCUACCCACCGUGGUGGCCGCCAGCCAGAGGAAGCUGGUGAUGAACGCAGCUCUGGGCUUCGACACCUUUGUUGUCAUGAGACACGGCUUGAAGAACCCCCCAGCCAAUCAGGAUGCGGGAACAGGCGUAGACUCCUCCCCUUCCGCCUCUUCUACUUCCUCUUCCCAGUCCACUCCGGCCGGCGCUGCCCCUGCGGCACAGGGGUCCUCUCUGUUCUCCAACAUUCCCGGACACAGGCUGGGCUGUUACUUUUGCAAUGACGUCGUCGCACCCGGAGAUUCAACAAGGGACCGGACACUGGACCAGCAGUGCACCGUGAGCCGCCCGGGCCUGGCCAUGAUCGCAGGAGCGCUGGCUGUAGAGAUGAUGGUGUCCAUUCUGCAGCACAGUGAAGGAGGCUAUGCGAUAGCAAGCAGCAGUGACGACCGGAUGAAUGAACCUCCUACCUCUUUAGGCCUUGUGCCACAUCAGAUUCGAGGCUUCCUGUCCAGGUUUGACAACGUCCUGCCUGCCAGCCUGGCAUUUGACAAAUGCACUGCCUGUUCACCUAUCGUGCUGGACCAGUACGAGAGGGACGGCUUUCACUUCCUGUCCAAAGUGUUCAACUCCUCCCACUCCUUCCUUGAAGACCUCACGGGACUGACCCUGCUGCACCAGGAGACCCAGGCCGCAGAGAUCUGGGAUAUGAGCGACGACGAGAGCAUCUGAAAGGCGAAGCUGCUCAAAGAACCAUCUUCCAGGAA
This is a messenger RNA of Gadus morhua (Atlantic cod), 2689 nucleotides long. It is a transcript of the gene atg7, whose product is annotated as ATG7 autophagy related 7 homolog (S. cerevisiae). Gene Ontology annotation, molecular function: Atg12 activating enzyme activity; Atg8 activating enzyme activity. Gene Ontology annotation, cellular component: cytoplasm; phagophore assembly site. Gene Ontology annotation, biological process: autophagosome assembly; protein modification by small protein conjugation; C-terminal protein lipidation. NCBI's taxonomy places the organism in Eukaryota, Metazoa, Chordata, Actinopteri, Gadiformes, Gadidae. The record is from RefSeq and is a predicted model, not a curated record. The transcript has 19 exons. Bases 492 to 2654 code for a protein of 720 amino acids.